AAUCACAAACAUAAAAUAGCGACACUAACGUGAAACCUUAAUUGAAGUCACAUGAAUCUCCCUCUUUUGUCUGCUAAACAUACACGAACCAAAUCCACAAGCAAUAUCUCAUCGCCCCCUCCACCUUGUGCUGCGCGUGGACUUGUCCGUUCCCCCACUUCACGCGCCACCCUCCUCCGCCACACCCCAAAUCAAGGAGCGCGUGGACACCCAAAAUAAUAAUGAUAAUAAAAUAAUGAUGAAAAAGCUGAAUCCAUAGCUCCUGAAAUUGCACAAAGCACAAACCAUCAGCAACACAGCUCAAGCAGCUAAAAACUUGGUGCUACCUUUCCAAUUAUAGCACUUCCUCUAACAUCACUCCUUUCCUUUUGGAUCAACACCCGCAAAAAAAAAAAAAAACCAAGAAAAAGGAAAAGAAAGAUCUCUACCUUGUUCUUUCAUAACUCUUUUUUUUUUUUAGCUUGAUUUCUAUGUCUCGCCCACCCAACUACGAGUUCCAAGAAUGGUGGAACAAGCAACGGGAGAAGAACAGCCUCGACCUCCACGACGACCAAUCAGACCAAUUCAUGGUGGUGGACGUCGACGACGGCGGCGGUGGCGUCCGCUCCGAUCCUUCGGUGGAAAAAGAACGUUCUAGAAGCGCGCGGCAACUGUCGUGGCUGUGGCUCUUGAAGUUCCAACAAAUCGCGGCGUCGCUGGGAUGGUUAUCGAACGGUUUCUUCUUCCUUGUUCGAACCGCGAACCGCAGGAUCGCCGAUUCGGCGUCAUUUCGCGGCGAUACGUCGCGGCUUUACCGUGCGAUCCGCGUGUUCUUGAUCGUGGUGAUCGUUCUGUUAGGGUUUGAGCUUUUGGCUUAUUUCAAGGGGUGGCAUUUUAGUCCACCGGAUCCGAGUGACGUGGUUGGAAUGGUUGGGGUUGUUUAUGCCACGUGGCUUGAUGUUAGGGUGAAAUACUUGUCGCCACCGUUGCAGAGUUUGGCGAACCUGUGCACCCUGUUGUUCAUUGUGCAAUCGGUGGAUAGGGUGGUUUUGAUUUUGGGGUGUUUUUGGAUUAAGUUUCGGAGGAUCAAGCCUGUGGCUAGUGUGGAUUAUUAUGAUAGCAUUGCUCGGAGCGUGGAGGAUUACCCCAUGGUGUUGGUUCAGAUUCCAAUGUGCAAUGAGAGGGAGGUUUACCAGCAAUCCAUUGGAGCAGUUUGUAUCAUGGAUUGGCCAAAGGAGAGAAUGCUUGUACAGGUUCUCGAUGAUUCUGAUGAAGUAGAUAUCCAGCAGCUUAUCAAGGCAGAAGUGCAUAAAUGGCAACAAAGGGGUGUUCAGAUAAUAUAUAGACAUCGGCUUAUUCGUACAGGCUACAAGGCAGGCAAUCUUAAAUCAGCAAUGAGCUGUGAUUAUGUUAAGGAUUAUGAGUUUGUGGCAAUAUUUGAUGCUGAUUUUCAGCCAACACCAGAUUUCUUAAAGAAGACAAUACCUUAUUUCAAGGGAAAGGAUGAUUUAGCAUUAGUCCAGGCAAGAUGGGCAUUUGUAAACAAGGAUGAGAACUUGCUUACUAGAUUGCAGAACAUCAAUUUGUCAUUCCACUUUGAGGUGGAACAGCAGGUGAAUGGUGUCUUCAUUAACUUCUUUGGUUUCAAUGGAACUGCUGGUGUCUGGAGAAUAAAGGCCCUUGAGGAAAGUGGUGGCUGGUUGGAGCGAACAACUGUUGAGGACAUGGAUAUUGCUGUCCGUGCUCAUCUCUGUGGAUGGAAGUUUAUCUUUCUCAAUGAUGUUAAGUGUCUUUGUGAACUUCCAGAGACCUAUGAGGCAUAUAAGAAACAACAACACCGCUGGCAUUCUGGUCCGAUGCAAUUGUUUCGCUUGUGUUUUGUAGACAUACUUCGAUCAAAGGUUAGUUGGGGAAAGAAGGUCAAUUUGAUAUUUCUGUUCUUCCUCCUGAGGAAGCUUAUCCUGCCAUUUUAUUCAUUCACCCUCUUCUGCAUCAUUCUUCCAUUGACCAUGUUCCUUCCCGAAGCUGAGCUCCCAACCUGGGUUGUUUGUUACAUUCCUGGAAUCAUGUCUGUCCUAAGUGUUCUCCCAGCUCCACGGUCAUUUCCGUUUAUAGUUCCUUACCUUUUAUUUGAGAACACUAUGUCAGUAACUAAAUUUAAUGCCAUGAUAUCUGGAUUAUUUCACUUUGGAAGUUCUUAUGAGUGGGUGGUUACAAAAAAGUUAGGAAGAUCGUCAGAGACAGAUUUGGUUACCUUUGAGAAAGAAUCUCAACCUCUAAUGCGAUCUACUAGUCUUCAUAGAUCAUCCUCAGAUUCAGGCAUUGAGGAACUAAGCAAACUAGAAUUGUCAAAGAAAACUGGGAAGCCCAAAAGAAAUCGUCUCUUCAGGAAAGAACUUGCUCUUGCAUUUAUUUUGUUAACUGCCUCAGUUAGAAGCUUACUAUCUGCCCAAGGGAUUCACUUCUACUUCCUAUUAUUUCAAGGGAUAAGCUUUCUGGUUGUUGGUCUUGAUUUGAUUGGAGAGCAGGUUAGUUGAGGUCCAAAUUUUGGAUUUUGAGUGCAUACAAAACCUUGCAGAUCAUCAUUGAUACAAGAUAAAGGUCGAAAUGGCCCUUAAACCCAUCCCUGAACACAUUGAUUUGAGCCUAAGCUGUUCAGUGGUUUUUGGCUCCCAAUUAAAGCAAAUCAGUUGCCUUGACGCCCAACUUGCAGUUCUGUUUGUUUUUGCUGUAAAGACUUCUGCCUUGUUGUUGCCAAGUCAUAUGGCUUAAGUUACGUAAAAAUUGUUUCAAUUCCGAAUGGCGAAACGUAUGGACACUGAAAAAAAUGGUGGUUCUAGAUUCCUGACCUAUAAUGCCAAUAUACAAUUGCUUGCCUGCCUGAACUGGAAAGAUGGAGAUUUGUUAGAUUAUAACAUUUUUUAUUCUUUUGAAUGUUGACAUACUGUACAAUCAGAGAGUUUCAUUAUAUCGUUGCUUAAAUUGUAUUUGUUAUCAGGCAGCGAGAUUUUUGGUGCAUCUCCUACCAAGUAUAUUUUCAUCGUUUCCCAUUAAUCUUAUUGGUUGUCUUUAUCAUAGUUUACUUUUAUACUUGAUUAAGGUUGUGAAACUCUUGAGCCUUGUAAAUGGAUAACCUCAAUAUUACCUGUCUGAUUAAGCAAG
Abrus precatorius (Indian licorice) is the source of this 3141-nucleotide messenger RNA. RefSeq names its product probable xyloglucan glycosyltransferase 6. Gene Ontology annotation, molecular function: glycosyltransferase activity. The record is from RefSeq and is a predicted model, not a curated record. Gene Ontology annotation, cellular component: Golgi apparatus. The coding region runs from base 471 to 2516 and encodes 681 amino acids. The transcript has 5 exons. Lineage: Eukaryota; Viridiplantae; Streptophyta; Magnoliopsida; Fabales; Fabaceae.